This is a messenger RNA of Linderina pennispora, 951 nucleotides long. RefSeq names its product YL1-domain-containing protein. Gene Ontology annotation, biological process: regulation of DNA-templated transcription; chromatin remodeling. The transcript has a single exon. Lineage: Eukaryota; Fungi; Kickxellomycota; Kickxellomycetes; Kickxellales; Kickxellaceae. The record is from RefSeq and is a predicted model, not a curated record. Gene Ontology annotation, molecular function: ATP-dependent H2AZ histone chaperone activity. Gene Ontology annotation, cellular component: nucleus. Bases 1 to 951 code for a protein of 316 amino acids.
AUGAGCGCCACGGCAAAACGAUCCCGGCGUGCCAAUGCUGGCAACAAGCUGCGAACAAUGGUUGAGGAAGAGCAGGCCAAGCUCGACAGCGGCGAGAUUGCUGGCAGCGACGAAGACGAGGAUUUCGUCAAGAAGGGCGAUGAGGAGGAUGUGGUUGAUUCCGAUUUCGAAGAAACGGACUCCGAGGUCGAGCACGCGGCCGCCGACGCCAGCAAACUGGCUGAAGCCCUGAUCGCCAAGGCAGAGCGCAGGCAAAAGCGCAAGCUGGCGAAGAAGCGCAUCGUGCCGCGGUUCGCCAGCCUCAAGACCAAAGCGAAGAAGGAGCCUUCUGACAGCGACUCGACGCGCAAAUCCAAGGCGCCGGAAUUUGCGGUGCGGUUUUCAAGCCGCUCGUCAGCAGUGCGCAAGGCAAAGGAGAGUGACAUGCUGAAGCACGAGCGCGAGGUGAUGGCAGACAUUAAGCGGAGGCACAAGAAGCCAAAGAAGGCAGAGGAGGCGGCGCUGACGCAAGAGGAGCUGCUGGAGGAGGCAAAGCAGACGGAGAAGCUGAACAUGGAGAAGCUGAAAGAGUUCCAGGAGAUGGCGGCUGAGGAAAAGAUGCGACAGAGGGCGGCCAGUGCACGCAAGGCACCGCUUAUCAUCCAGCCGGUUGUCCACUGGAAGUCAGCGGCUGUCAGUUCUGGAGAGCCGCUGGUGCGGGAGGUGAAGACGGAGUAUUCGCUGGACGAGAUCGAUGACAAGCACUACCCAGUCAACCCGUGGAGCCGCCGAAUGCUGAUCAAGGACCCACCGCUGUGCCCUGUCACCGGACUGCCUGCACGCUACUUCCACCCGCGAGUCAGGGUCCCGUACGCCAAUGCGCGGGCGUACCGGGUCCUGGAGGAGCUGGCUCGCGGCGAGCACGCAUACUUUUAUGAUCUGGGUGUGUGGGGAAGCUCAGCAUCGCUUUAG